Anolis carolinensis (green anole) is the source of this 7867-nucleotide messenger RNA. RefSeq names its product trichohyalin-like. NCBI's taxonomy places the organism in Eukaryota, Metazoa, Chordata, Lepidosauria, Squamata, Anolidae. The transcript has 2 exons. Bases 2688 to 5507 code for a protein of 939 amino acids. Gene Ontology annotation, molecular function: nucleic acid binding; zinc ion binding. The record is from RefSeq and is a predicted model, not a curated record.
CAGCCCUGGAAGAAGGGGAGGCCUGUAGAAUUAUGCUUAAUACUCUGGGUAUCCGUUCCAAUAUCUCCCUGGAUCCCCAUAUCCGCGGAUGCUCAAGUCUCUGCUAUAAAAUGGCAAAAUGGAGAUGAACACUGGGGACCACAUCAUCAAGCAACAUCAGAGAGGAGUGAAGAUGGCAAAAUGUAUUAAUGAGGAAGAACCCACAAGAAAGGAGAGGCUGCAGCAUUUUGUUUUUGCCUGAGCCGGCUGGGAAUUGCAUGAUUCCACCUCCUCUUCUCUCACUGAGUUAUUAAGUGCAAACUCCUUUUGCAUUUUGAACUCACUUGCUGCAACUGAAGUAGUGUGAAGUCAAAGGAAGGCAGUGGGAGGAGGAUAGAGAGCUUGGGAUGCUAGAAAAGCAGCUGGGAAAAAUGAAAGAUAAUUAAUUGGGAUUGUCCCUGUCCAGAUGGGACACUUGGAAGGUUUCUGUGUUUAUUGAGGCUUCUAGUGAGUUUCCAGUACAGGUUGUGCUGUAUCAUCACCCUCUGUAAGAAGGGCAAUAGCUUUAGAUGCGGUAGAACUCAGUCCAUCACAAUUCUUGCUUAAAAGCCUGGAGAAAUGCUGCUAGCCAUCAGCAUCAAUAAUAUCAGCCUAACUGGACCGGUGGAGUGACUCACAAAAGGCACAAAAAGGCUCAGUGAAAGGCAGUUUCCUAUAUUCCGAUAAGAGGAGAAAAAUUGAGCUUGCCUUGUUUUGAAUGGUGCAAAUAGCUGUGAAGAAAGCAGCAUGUAUCAAAGGCACUUCUGACACACAGAUGUGUUUCAGAGAAGAAACAAAAUCCUGCUAUUGUUUGUCAUCCUACAGGCUGUAUUGUCUUAGGGGCCUCUUAAAUGGGAAGGAGGGAGAAGGGGAAGCAGGAAACAACUGCAGACAGGCUGUCAAUCGUAGGGGAAGGUAUCUCCGGAACAAGAUGAGCCAGAGGGAAAGACAGAGGGAGAGAUGAGUAUGUACUGUAAGUGAGACACGGAUGCAUCAGAGAACAAGAUGUGUGCAGUGGUUGGAAUUGAUAAUUGAUUCUGUUGGAAGACAGGAAGCCUAUGGUUUUGAUUGUUGCACGGAAAGGAGAAUUUUAGCAAGUACUGCUUCUCCCAUUAUAAAAAUGGAGGAAGUUUUCAAUUUUCAGAGAUCUUUUUCAUUGGACAAAAUGAGCUGAGCAUUAUUUAUUUAUAUAGUACCACCAAUGGACAUGGUGCUUCACGUGCGGUUCCCUUUCCGCAGGACCAUAACCAGAAAAAAAAAAUUGAGGGGGGGGGGGUUUGAAACUUUUUUUUAAAGCGAAUCAUGAAGAGUAGUUCCAUAACUCAAAAUAAUUUAGAAAUCAGGCUCUACACUUCAGUGGACAGUCAAGACAGAUAAACUUCAGUGGACCUCAUGGGAUUUGGUUAAUCAGUUAAAAUUCAUGAGUAAACCUGAAAAAAUUCGGGAGGGGGGGGGAAUGAACCCCUAAACCUCCCCUUCCUUGGCUACAGCCCUGCCUUUCAACAGGCUCACAAUCUCAAAAGACAAGACACAAAGAAAAGGGAUGGCAGUGUGGGAGAAGAUUUAAGUUCAGCAGAUACUGGCAGGUCUUGUCACAGCACAUUGCCACUUCUCUCCUUCCAAGAACACAAUGGUGACAGUUUGGAUGGAAGGAGGACCUUUCAUCAUUUGCUGAGCCUGGUAUGAUAGAGCUGUGUCUGUCUUUCACUAAAGUAGUUGUAAGGAUGUUAUGAGUUAAUGGGAAUUAUUGAUAUGAUUUUAUUUGUUUAUUAAAAGGAAAAAGGGGAGUUAUGUAUUGAUGAAGACAGGUCUCACAUGGAAGUCAGCUGUGUUCAGCGGGUUGCCAUGGCAACGUAACCUCUCUCUGGAGGAAAAAGGGGGCGUGGCUAAGAUGACAGUUGGAGCAUAUUCCCUUUUAAAAGUUCAGUUGCUGUGAGGGUUUUAAAAGGAGUGGCUGUUAGGGGUUUGAGAAGAAGAGUUGCGGUUAGGUUUUGGAAAGAUUAGGAGCUGUGGAAAUCAGCUAAGGACGGCAGCUUAUGGUCACUCAGGGGAAAGGCUGGGAAUAUAAGUUGACCAGGGGAGUUUAGUAUACUGUUUUGAAGAGAAGUUAUUUAAGAAAUAUCCAUUCAAGAAAGACUACAUUGUAACUUAAGAUCCGGAACAUUUACUGAUUGAAACCAUACGCUUAUGUACCAAAAAUAAACUUGAAUUUUGUUAUUGUUCAUAAAGAUAAGUCUCCUUGCCUCUCUGUAAGCCUGUUACCUCACGUUGGUGGCAGUUACCGUACCUAUCUAUAUAAGUUACCGUACUUUCCUAUAUAAGUUACCAUCUUUACUCAUUUAAACCCAAUCAGUUCCGUUAUCCUUCCUUAUCCACUAAAUCAUCCCUGUCAUACAUUCACACAUCCUCCAUCCCUCCCUCUCACACGUGCACACAUCUCCUGAAUUGGAGGCAGCAGUGGGAUUUAAAGACAAAGAUUUCCCCUGCCUGAGUUGAGUACCACAAAUUGGGCUCUCUUCAGUUGGUGGCACCGGUGGGAUUCAGAAAAAGAUUCCUUCCCUGCCUCACCUCUCUUCAAUUGGUGCCAAGCGGCGGGAUACGUUUUAACAUCUCAAACUAAGUGCCUUAAGACCACAUAGGAAGAAAUCGUGAGGUAAAAGUUAAGAAAAAUGGCUACUAGACUACAAAAGAAAUUAGCAGGAGAGGCUAGUGAAUACCAAGGAGAUAGUUCGGACUCUGAGCAAACCCCUGAGACAAGGGAAACCCUUAAAUAUAAAAUUGAAUUGAGAAAAUUAGAAUUGGAGGAUAAACAAAGAGAAAGAGAAAGGGAGGAUAAGCAAAGAGAGAGAGAAUGGGAGGAAAAACGAUGGGAAAUAGAACAAGAGAAGGAAUUGAAAAGAAUGCAACUGCAGAAGGAUAAAGAAAUAGAACUGAAACGAAUGGAAUUACAAAAAGCCAGUCAGACUGAGGAAAAGGAGAGAGAGUUGAGAAUGAGGGAAUUGGAAUUGGAAAAAGAGAAAUUGGCACUGUCUCAACCACACAUUAUUAACCAAGAAGGGAAUGGUAGGACUGAAGCGUCUGAUCUACUUCUGAAGAGAUUCCCAAAGUUUAAUAAAGAUGAUGAUGUGGAAAAGUUUUUGAUUUCUUUUGAGAGGUGCUGCAGAGAUUUUGAAAUUGAUGAGGGAAAAUGGAUGCUUUAUUUAAGACCCCAAAUUUGUGGGAAAUUGUUAGAAAUAUAUGGUGAUGUACCUGAAGAGUCACACAGAGAUUAUAAUUUCUUUAAAAAGCAGGUACAACAGAAAUUGCAACUCACACCUGAGUUUUAUCGUUUAAAAUUCAGAUCUCUGAGGAAAGAAAAGCACCAAAGCUUCGCACAAGUAGCUUCAAAACAGGCUCAAUUAUUUGAUAGUUGGCUCAGAACCUCAGAAGUGGAAACUUUUCAACAGCUGAGGGAAUUAAUUAAGUUGGAACAACUGUUUCAAUUAGUGCCCUCAGAUUAUCGGUGGUUAGUUCAAGACAGAAAGCCAUCAACUGCCAAUGAAGCGGCUUCAAUGACAGACCAAUUAAUCACUCUGAGGGAAGGAUUUAGGAAGGAUGAGGGAGUAAGUGAGAGAAGGCAGAAUAAACCGCCAUUUUACAAUUAUCAAACACACACACAAUACAAAAAGACGCCUGCCAUAGAAAACACCGCCUACAGGAGGCCUGAGGUAAUUAAUCAGACCAAACCUGAGGUAAAAGCAAGGUGCUAUCAGUGUGGGAAGUCUGAUCAUCUAAAAUACCAAUGUCCUCUUUUAAGAAGAGAUAAAACAUCCUUCUUUAUGAAUAAAGAGCCCAAAGAAAAUACUCUUAAUGGUGAUAUUAAGUUGCUAAGCAGUACUGAGACUGUCCCUAAGGAGAAACAAUGUUUAUUUAUUUUAUCCGAUGAUUUUUCUGAAGAUUAUUUUGAGCCUAUCACUAUUGUGAACCAACAAAAACAAGGUUGGAGGGAUACAGGAUCCCAGGUGUGUGUUAUCCACCCAAAAUCGGUACCUCAGAAAUAUCAAAAGCCCACCUCUGAGAUAAAUCUAAAGGGUUUGGGACCAGCUGUACCAGCUGAGGUAGUAUCUCUCCCAAUUGAAUACAAUGGAUGGAAAGGGAUCUGGGACUUUGCAAUUAGCUCAGAUAUCCCUCAUGAAUGUUUAAUCGGCAAUGACCUAGCUAGACAAGUUAAGAACUGGAAAAAGUUGUGUGAGGAGAAGGAAGAUUACAACAGAAGCCCUAUUCAGGAAGCAGUGUGCUUACCUAUUCAACCAGAAUCUGAACAGGGUCCAGAAUCCAGUUCCGCCAUUAUCGAAAUUGUUAGUAAAACAGGGGGAGUGCAAGAAAUUAAACAAGCUCAGGAGGAAGAUGAAUCCCUGAAGCCUUUGUUUAAGCAAGCUGAAAGUUUACCAGAAUCAGCAGGAGAACUACCCAAUAAAUUUGUCACAAAAGAUGGUGUGUUUUACAGAGAAAGCAAAAGUGUGGAAUCAGAAGAAAGGGCAGAAAUACAUAGUCAGAGUUUCACUGAAAUUGAAAGGCAAGCGCAGGUGGCUGAGAAACUGAAGGAGCAACAGGCUGCGGAGUACAAGAAGCAAGCAGAUGAAGCCUUAGUGGCCUCCAUGAGACUGACGUAUCAAGAGCUACACGUUGAUCGGAAAAAGGAGGAGAAAAAACUUCAAAACCUGGAAGGGAAGAAGUGGGAACAGGCAGAGCGGCUGGGCAUGGGCUUGGUGUCCAGGAGCUCUAUUUCUCACUCUGUCCUCUCUGAGAUGCAAGUGAUAGAACAAGAAACGCCAGUGACUACAAAGUCCACACGGUCCCAGCUAGAUCUCUUUGAAGACAUCGGAAGCUUCACAUCUGGACCACCAAAGUACAAAGAUAAUCCUUUUUCAUUAGGCGAUGCCUUCAGCUCACAGUGGGAGACAGACAACUCCUCGUGGGAAAUGGACAAAGGGGAAGAGGAGGCAGACAUUGCCAUCUCCAGCAUCCGGCCUAUUGGUGACAGACCCAUUAACAGAAGAGAGACAGAGAGCAAGAUAUCAGUAGUGGAGUCCAAUGAAGCUCAGCAGAAGUUUGCAGGGGCCAAAGUCAUCUCAUCUGAUAUGUUCUUUGGACGGGAAGCUGAUACAGUUCCAGUGGCUGAAUAUUUGACCGAUCUUCAGUCAACAAUGAGAGUGACAAGAGACAUCGCACAAGAACAUCUAGCUGUAGCCCAGCAGAGACAGAAGAGCUACUAUGACGUGUCAGCCAAACCAAGAAGCAAGCGGAGGUUAUUUUUUGAUGGAGAGAGUGGUAAAGACCCUGACGUGAUGGGGAUUGGUAGUUUUAACCAUCAACAGUUUACUUUCAAGAUUCUACAAAAAUGCUUGGACUAUGUUUCACAGGACUUCUUAAAUGACUCUUGGAAGUUUCGCAAAAAGACAUUUUGGGACAGAGAGAGUUCAUUGGGUUGCUGGGAAGGACGAGUGUAAUUAUCCCCAACAACAUGUUAACCUCUGGAAUGCUCCGCAGAGUGAAACAUCGAUGAACUGUGCCAGGUGGCAUGAAGAAGAUCCCUAUGAAAUGUACUGGGUAUCGGAAGAUGUUUAGUCCAGUGUAUAAAUAAAGACUUGGGGGAUAACCCAGAAUAAGAAUUAAACUGUUAGAAAUAUGAUUUAUGGAAAAUGUAUUUUUAAAAUGUCUUUUGAUUUGAGGUUGUGAAUCUUAACAAUGGGAAAGAUGACCAAUACGUUUAUGGUUUGUAUGUUGAAUGGUGACAAUGCCAUGACUGUAUGGUAAGAUAUGGACAUGUUAUGUGUAUAUGCAACAGUGAAGGUUUGUAUUUUAUGAUUUAUGUAUUGUAUCUAACUUUGUGUUUUAUUUCAGGAAUACUGUUGUGUAUGUAUAUAUGUAUUUACUAAUUAUUUUUGCCCAUUCUAGGCAUAGAAAAGGCAAAAAUAAUCUUUCUUAGGGGGGAGGUGUAAGGAUGUUAUGAGUUAAUGGGAAUUAUUGAUAUGAUUUUAUUUGUUUAUUAAAAGGAAAAAGGGGAGUUAUGUAUUGAUGAAGACAGGUCUCACAUGGAAGUCAGCUGUGUUCAGCGGGUUGCCAUGGCAACGUAACCUCUCUCUGGAGGAAAAAGGGGGCGUGGCUAAGAUGACAGUUGGAGCAUAUUCCCUUUUAAAAGUUCAGUUGCUGUGAGGGUUUUAAAAGGAGUGGCUGUUAGGGGUUUGAGAAGAAGAGUUGCGGUUAGGUUUUGGAAAGAUUAGGAGCUGUGGAAAUCAGCUAAGGACGGCAGCUUAUGGUCACUCAGGGGAAAGGCUGGGAAUAUAAGUUGACCAGGGGAGUUUAGUAUACUGUUUUGAAGAGAAGUUAUUUAAGAAAUAUCCAUUCAAGAAAGACUACAUUGUAACUUAAGAUCCGGAACAUUUACUGAUUGAAACCAUACGCUUAUGUACCAAAAAUAAACUUGAAUUUUGUUAUUGUUCAUAAAGAUAAGUCUCCUUGCCUCUCUGUAAGCCUGUUACCUCACGUUGGUGGCAGUUACCGUACCUAUCUAUAUAAGUUACCGUACUUUCCUAUAUAAGUUACCAUCUUUACUCAUUUAAACCCAAUCAGUUCCGUUAUCCUUCCUUAUCCACUAAAUCAUCCCUGUCAUACAUUCACACAUCCUCCAUCCCUCCCUCUCACACGUGCACACAUCUCCUGAAUUGGAGGCAGCAGUGGGAUUUAAAGACAAAGAUUUCCCCUGCCUGAGUUGAGUACCACAAAUUGGGCUCUCUUCAGUUGGUGGCACCGGUGGGAUUCAGAAAAAGAUUCCUUCCCUGCCUCACCUCUCUUCAGUAGUGUUAGAUGUGGAUGUAUAAUUAGGCCUGAUUUAUGCAUAUGGUCACUAUUGCUGCUUGUAUAAUGUGUGCCCAGUAAAACAAGGGUGAAAUGUCAGUGGAGAACCAGCAUCCCUGAAGAAUGCUAACAAGCAUAUCUGUUUCAGACCCGAUGCUAGGCUAUUGUCUAGAUCAGUGUUGGCCCUUGCCCUUCUUACUGGAAAAAUAUUUUAAUUUAACAUUUGGGAAAAAAUCAUUUUUCCUUCUUAUCGCUUUAAGUUUUUAAGAAAUAUUUUCAUUCUGGAAUGUCUCUGGCCCUCCCAUUCCUAUACUAAAGUUUGAUUGGCCCUCGGGUAACUAAAGGUUGGACCAUAUUGACAGAGCCGGUCCAACAAUGAGGCGCAUUAAGCGGUUACUUCGGGCACAAAACAUACGGGGGCGCAGUCGAGACUGCUUUUUCUGUUGAUUUGUUGUAAAACAUAAUGUUUUAGUGCUUAAUUUGUAAAAUCUUAAUGUAAUUUGAUGUUUAAUAGGCUUUUCCUUAAUCCCUCCUUAUUAUCCAACAUUUUCGCUUAUCCAACGCUUUUAUUUUUCAGUGAUUGGUUUUGGGGGGGGGGGCGCCAAAAUUCUGUUCGCCUACACUUGAAAAAUACCUAGGGCCGGCUCUGCAUAUUGGUCUAGAUGAAGCUAUAACAGACACAGUUUGGUGAAAAAUGCACGGCUUACAUUGCACGCUGAUCGUAAAUGGUCAAUGGAAGCUCUGGGAGCCCCUGGUACAAAGGUAGGGACAAUGAGGCAGGCAGAAUGAGUGAUGAACAUUUCACUUUUUCGACCUAACACUUUUUUCCAUUUGAUAUAUCAGAGGUAGAGCUGAUGUUGUCCCUAAAUUGUACCUUGCUCCUUGUGAUAUUUUAAACUCUUCCAUGACUUCACUGUACAUUUUCCACUUUAAUCAGUACCAUGUACAUUGGUUAAAAUUCUCCCUCCUUUAUACAACAACAAAAAAUAAAGGGGCCUUGGCCUGUACUGUA